AUCGCGAACUUGAACUCCGGUCAAUUUACGUACAUGUUUACAUUGCGUCAGCUGAUCGCUUAUAAGCAAUUUACGGAAACACUUGACACCUACUCUCUUUCUCUCCUUUUAUUUGGCAGGAAAGUGUACCAUGGAGCCCAUCGGUCCGGGAAGCCAUGACCGAGCCUGGAAUGAUCCUCCGAAAUUUGCUUUCAAUGCAAGCGCCACAGCAGGUGGGCAGUCAGGAAGGAGACGUCUCAUGAACAAGAGAGUGCCAAUACCCAUUGGCCCUUCUGAUGGCACAGCACCUGCCUCUCCUUCUCUAAGACCGACCGAUGGACCACCGAAAGAUGGAGACCUGUUUCGUAUGAAGAGCCCCCAUGGACCUCCUCCCACAGUUUCUCCUGCAGUCAGUAAACUCCCAGAUGCAAAGGCUGAAAAGGAGGAGAAGAAAAAGGAGGAGCCUCUGAUUGAGGAGAAUUUGAAUGCUGAAGAAAUGCUAUCAGAAGUGAAAACAGCUCUGGAUGAGUCACUGGAGAAAGUGUCUGGUGAAUUGAAGAAAAGUGUUUUAGACGACAUCACCAAACGGCUUGAGAUGAUGAAGAAAAUGUGGAUUGAAGGUGAACUCGACCCUAUUGUGCAGAGACGGAUGUUGUUGCUCGCAAGAGCCAUGAGAGAGAGCAGUUACAAUGAGGCUUGGGAUAUCCACCAAGGACUUAUUGUUGACUUCACCAGCGUUUGCUCCACUUGGAUGGUUGGUAUAAAACGGAUCAUCUCCGAGUUUCGAAAAACGGAAAAGGAGACAACAGAGGUAGCGGAAACUGAGGUGAAGACCACAGAUGGAGAAGAAAAGGAAGCAGAGGAACCAGCAGAGGAUGUGAGUGAAGGUGUCAGCAACCUCUCAGUCGAACCAGAAGUUCAUACGAAGGAAGGUGAUGCGCCAUCUGAUAGUGUAGGAAAUAUGAGCCAGUAGCUUUUUCUGUUUUGUUCUUACUAGUCUGAUGUUUGGCUGUUCUUUGUAUUUGCUCUCUAAUAUCCAGAUCUGAGGGAUCACCUCAAAUAUUUUCAUACUAAUAUUUACAGUACAUCAUUAAAUGCUUGUUUUUCACACAUUCCAAAAACAAAGGAUGUAAAAUCCUUUCCAUGUGCCUUUGUGGAAAUAUUCAUCAAUCAUGCCAUUGAAUUGAAUGAGGUCCAGUUAUAACAUGUUUAAAUGUGCUAACCUAGACACAUUAACAGUAUCACUGAUUAAUAACAUUUUGAUUGUUCUGGUCAAUGAACAAGUAAAAAAACAAUAAGCAGUAUUCCUAAUAAAAAAGAGCAAAUAUUGUACUGGACAGAGAGUAAAUGUUUCAAUGAUGUGCAAUAAAUAUAAUCAGAAUCAAUAUAAUAAGUAGUAAUAGUCUGAAGUUUUACAUAAGAAAUAGUUCACAUAUUUGUUAAGAUUGGAUGCUGCAUUUACGGGAAAAAGGAUAAAAUUCUAAAGUGAAAAUUAUUUAAUAAUUUUCACUUACUUAUUUAUAUUUACAUGUGUGUAAUUUAUGAGAAAAAGAGAUCUUACAAUUUAUUAGAGUACUUAGUUUAUCUACAUUUUUAGUAUUGUAUUUUCUAAGGUUUUUCUGCAUUUUCCAGUUUGACAUGGAUAUAUGUUAUACAAUAUUUGUUUAGCAAAUAUAUAGAGUGAGUAAACUAUGUUUCUUCUAUGGAAAAUCAAUGUUUUGUUUAAACAAUGAAGCUGAUUAGUAAAUCAACUUUUGAGGCUUAGUGUUUUAUGAAAUACAUUAUGGGUUUCAGUUAAA
Molecule: messenger RNA, 1778 nt
Organism: Penaeus chinensis
Lineage: Eukaryota; Metazoa; Arthropoda; Malacostraca; Decapoda; Penaeidae
Product: steroid receptor RNA activator 1-like
Exons: 5
Coding region: 131-952 (273 amino acids)
Biological process (GO): regulation of transcription by RNA polymerase II
Cellular component (GO): nucleus
Source: RefSeq, a predicted model, not a curated record